AGGCACUAAUUAAAAGAGAGACAAGGACAGAGAGAGACUCUGAGAUUGAGAUGGGAAGAGAGAAAGACUGAGUAAAAGACAGACAGGGAUAGACAGACACUGAGUACAAGAUCGAGAGAGGAAGAGAGAUAGACUGAGUACGAAAGAGACAAUGAAAGAGAUUGACUCUGAAGUAGAGAGAAAGAGACAGGAGGAGAGACAGACACCCACAGAGUCUCUGUGUGUGGGUCUGUGUGUGUGAGUACAUGAGAGAGAGAGAGAGAGAGAGAGAGAGAGAGAGAGAGAUGAGGUUUUUGAAUUCCUCUCUCACUUCCACUCGGACUCUGACGCAGGCACAGUCCAGACGUCUCACGCGCGCUGUCUGUAAUUCCUCCGCUCUCUCCGUCACCAUUCCCUCAGCAGACACUGUUUUUCCUUUUUCCGUCCCCUGUACCGCUCCCGGUCUACAAAGAAGCCUUUUGCGCUGUCCGAGGUGCUGAUCCCAACCCCGCGAUCGCGUCUCCAGUUAACGAGAGGGGCUGCUCGCGCCUUUAAUGCGACACGGCACGGAGGCAGACGGACGCAUGAGAACCGGACUGAACCACCCAUUAACCCCCCUACCGUUAUGAGGGGGUAAGAGGAGCCGACCUGCCCCUGCGCGGUGCGAAGGAUGGCGCCGUGUUUAGCGCUCGCGGUGCUGCGCGUGCUGAGCUGCUUCAGCGUCUCGCGGGUUUUGGCCGACAGUUUAGCUCCUCCGGUGAAUGUGUCUAUCCGCGAUCUAAAGGCCAAUUCAGCUACAGUGACAUGGGACAUCCCAGGAGCAGAGCCAGUUAUUGGAUUUGCCAUAACACAGCAGAAAAAGGACGUGCACAUGUUACGCUUCAUACAGGAAGUGAACACGACCACGCGCAGCUGUGCCUUGUGGGAUUUGGAGGCCGAGACGGACUACAUCGUGCAUGUGCAGUCCAUCAGCUCGCAUGGGACGAGUCCACCGAGCGAAACCCUCCACUUCCGGACGCCGAAGGAGGCCGAAAGACAGGCGUCUAAAAACGAAGUCACUAUGGAGGAAGUGGGCCAAGCCAGUCAGCUCCGGGCGGGGGAGCUCAUCAUCAUUGUGGUUGUGCUGGUCAUGUGGGCAGGUGUAAUCGCACUGUUCUGCCGUCAGUACGACAUAAUCAAAGACAACGAGCCGAACAACAACAAAGACAAAGCCAAGAACUCGUCCGAGUGCAGUACCCCUGAGCACCAGACAGGGGGGCUGUUACGAAGCAAAGUGUAACCCCUACUCCCUCCUCCAACUCCACCCAGAACUCAGCAGGUGAGCAGUUCCUCAACAAGAACAAUAACAACCACAACCAUCUGUGACUGUUAUUCAGGUGUGACAGGACACAUUUCUUAAAAAAAAAAAAAAAAGAAGAAGAAGAAGUAUGAGAGAUUGGAGCGUAAUGAAAACGCACGGUGCUCCAGCUGAGGCUUGGAUGAGUCAGGAAUCAGGGCAGCUGGCUCCCGUCUAAAAGGAGCAGCAGAGGAGAUAACGGACAAGCAUUAGGACGUACAGCACGUACGGCCUUGACAGGAUUUAAUGAAGAGACCAGAGCCGAUGCUGGACUGCAGUAAGGCGAUAAAAAAAACAGAGGGAUGGAACGGAAAGCAGUGAUGUUUUUUUCCUCUUCGUCUUAUCAGGAAACAACCAGCUGCUCUGUACAUCAUCGCACCGACACGGACAAGGACACACUGGAGUAAGAUAACCCUCGCAGGACCUUACAGGAUCUUAUAGGACCUCAAAAGGCCUCGCAAGACCGCACAGGUCCUCAUAAUACCUCACAGGACCUUGCAGGACCUCAUAAAACCUUACAAGACCUCGUAGGAGCUCGCUGGACACUUGUAGGACCUCAUAGGAACUCACAGGGCCUUGUCAGACCUCGCUGGACCUUGGAGGAACUUGUAAGACCUUAUAAAACCUCACAGGACCUCGUAGGACCUCAUAGGCCAUCGCAGGACCUCACAAGAUCUCACAGGACCUUUCACAUCUCAGCGUGCUCUGAGAGCCUGAUUGAACUUUUGAUAACCUUACCGUGAUUUACACCAUAACACUGUUCCAGUUCAUUUUCUACAACAGCAGCUGUAACAGCAGGUUUAUAUUAAGCCGUCGUUUCUAUAGCAACCACUGAUUCUUAAAAAAACUAAAAGCUCACAGUACAUUCAUGAUAUAAGGUUUUCUGCAAGGAGACGCCUAUUUAACAUUUACAAAAGGAGUCUCCAGGGUCAUUGUUUCUUUCUGACAUUUUUAAAACACACGUUUUUGCAGGGUUUUUGGUUUUAGUAACAAUGAAUCUGAAACGCUGGCGACUGGGACAUAAGCGACAACGUGAGGUUUGUGACGGAAGUUCCGCAUCAUUAAACGUAACUAUAAAAGCAAAAAGACCCUGUUAUAAGCAUAUACAUCGAAAUGGUAUAAAAGGAAUGAAACACUCCAGGAUGUGCUGUUGUUAAAGAAUAAUGAACUCUGGGGUGGUGUUUCGUUCGUCAGUUAUGUACUCGGAUAUGGAGCGAUGCCUUCAUAUUCAUCUAUUUCCCUGAAGAAUCCGUUGCUUAAAAAAACGCAGAGAGUAAAAUGUAAUGUUUUUUUUCUACGUAUAUAACGUAUAAAGAAUCGUGCAUGUGUACGGGUGAUUAAUAUCAUGGCCGUGUUUCCCGAUUGCAAUGCCUAGGAAAGACUGGUAACCUGGCAGUUGAAGGAUAAAUGCUUUGAGUGUUGCAUGUGAAAAAAAAAAGGAGACGAGGUAAUUACGGAGGCAAGAUACUAAUGAAACACUCUUCAAGGACACGCCUCGCAAGGCUGUCCACAGAAGUAUCUCACGCAUGCCAGAACCAUCAUCAUCAUCACAAUCACCAUCAUCAUUAUCAUCUCUUCCUCGUCUUCCUCCGGGGGGAAACUGACAGACCUCUACUUUUAAUAAGGGCUGAGAACAUUUCACAUGAGCAAUAAUACUCGAUAAUGAGAACAUCAUAAGGAUGUGUGUGUGGGUGUAUUAAUGAGCUGUGACUAUCAGUUCGAUCACUUUUUAUGAUCGAUUAUACAUUUCUUUUGUAAAAAUGAGAGAAUUAAUGAUAAUAGCGUGUAAAAAUCGUGCACUGAUAAUUUUUUUUUGCAUUUUAUAUAUAAUCCUUACACAUUCUUUGUAUUGCUUGUUGAACAAUUUGCAGUGUUUCCUUUUGCUAUCUUCUCAAUAUCUCAAUUUUGUAUCACACUACAUCGACAGUGAAGCUGAUUUACUUUCUGAGACGUGAAGGAUGCUGGAGGCCAGGUGCAUCUCAAAGGCCGAAGAACAAUGACAUAAAUCUCAAAUGAAACUGUAAUGUUUUCAAUAAAGAUUUUUAAGGUGCAUCUAAAUAAUGAAAAAGUUGAUUUAUUUUAGUAAUUCAAUACAAAAAGUGAAACUCAUAUUAUAUAAAUUCAUCACACACAGACUGAUCAAGUGUUUAUUUAUUUUAAUGUUUUUGGCUCACAAUUAACAAAAACCCACCAAUUUAAAAAAAAUCUAAAAAAAAUGUGAAUACUUAAUUAAACCAAUCAAAA
This is a messenger RNA of Silurus meridionalis, 3559 nucleotides long. RefSeq names its product fibronectin type III domain containing 5a (gene fndc5a). Bases 650 to 1258 code for a protein of 202 amino acids. The transcript is spliced from 6 exons. Gene Ontology annotation, molecular function: protein binding. NCBI's taxonomy places the organism in Eukaryota, Metazoa, Chordata, Actinopteri, Siluriformes, Siluridae. The record is from RefSeq and is a predicted model, not a curated record.